Molecule: messenger RNA, 1413 nt
Organism: Helicoverpa zea (corn earworm)
Lineage: Eukaryota; Metazoa; Arthropoda; Insecta; Lepidoptera; Noctuidae
Product: protein yellow-like
Exons: 4
Coding region: 76-1356 (426 amino acids)
Cellular component (GO): extracellular region
Source: RefSeq, a predicted model, not a curated record
UAACAGUUCUAAGCAUGAGACGGAACGGACGCACCGCUUAAAUUCAUGCAUAAGUGAUUCAGUGAAAACGUUAAUAUGGAAAAGAUACUUUUAAGUCUUGUGCUUUGGAGUAUCUUAGCAACCAGCUUCGGAUAUGGACAAAUUGCCAGCAAGGCGCCUCUAGGCACCUUGUACAGGUGGAAACAGAUUGACUAUGAAUAUCCCUCGGCCCAAGCUCGCCAGCAAGCUAUUAACAACAGGCAAUUCAUUCAAGCAAACGUGAUUCCUUUGGGAGUCGAGCGCUGGAAGGACCGCGUGUUCAUAAGCACGCCUAGGUGGAAGAGUGGAACUCCAGCUACGCUUUCGACUGUACCGAUAGGUGCAUCGACAGAAUCUCCUCUAUUGAAACCGUACCCCAACUGGGAUUGGCACAAUGCAGUUAACUGUACGGGCUUCACCUCCGUGUUCCGCAUGAGCAUAGACCACUGUGGCGUAAUGUGGGUUCUUGACUCUGGACAAGUAGAUGCUUUUGAAGCACCUCGUCAACUGUGCCCGCCAACGCUGUAUGCCAUAAACGUGGAAACUGACACCGUGCUAGGAAGUUAUCCAAUCCCCGCAGAGUUCGUACUACAGAAUUCACUUAUCACCAAUCUCGUUGUGGACUCCAGGGACGCGCGGUGCAGAGACUUACACGUGUACAUCGCAGAUGCUUGGCGUUUCGGACUCAUUGUCUUCCGACUUGCAGAUGCCGCUUUUUGGCGUUUCUCUCACUACAGUUUUUACCCCGAGCCUUUGCUGUCAAACUAUACUUUGCAUGGACUGAAUUAUCAAUGGUCCGAUGGCCUGUUUGGUAUGUCUCUUGGCAAGGUGCAACAAGGUGAUAGAUCUCUGUACUACCACUCCAUGUCAAGUUCCCUAGAAUUUGUGGUAAAAACGUCUGUGAUUCGCGACCCUGCACGCGUGAGUAACUCGGUGGGCGAGUUCGCUCUGCUUGGCGACAGUCGGGGCGCAAACGGGCAGGUCUCCGCCGCAGCUAUCGACCGCAACGGUGUUAUGUUCUUUAACCUCAUUUCACGAGACAGUAUCGGAUGUUGGGACACACGCAAACCAUAUACAACACAGAACCUAGUAGUUGUAGCUCAGAACAACGAGACAAUGAUCUUUCCCAACGAUUUACGACUGGAUCAUGAAGUACCACAAAUGGGUUGGAUUAUAACAAACAGAUUACCAAUGUAUCAAUUUAAUUUGAUAGAUCCAAAUGCGUUCAAUUAUCGAGUAAUGUUUUUGAAUCCAGCAGCAGCUGUACAAAAUAGCUUGUGUCAACCUGAAAUUCUGAAAUCACCCGACAAUCAGGGAGUGUUACUUGUCUCUAAUUAAGUUUUUUGUAAAAAACAAUAGUUUAACUGUCAAAAAUAAUUAAACAAUUAAGCAAAU